AUGGGGUCUGUCUACACGCCGGCUAAUCCAAAGACGCGUGCUGGGCCUGGCUACAUUCUCACCAGCCAUCAUACUAUCACUUGGGCCUGGCUACAUUCUCACCAGCCAUCACACAAUCAUAUCUCCCCUCAUACGUCGGGACGCACCCGGCCACGUAUGGGGUCUGUCAACACACCGGCUAAUCCAAAGACGCGUGCGACCUCACACUGGGCCUGGCUACAUUCUCACCAGCCAUCACACAAUCAUAUCUCCCCUCAUACAUCGGGACGCACCCGGCCACGUAUGGGGUCUGUCAACACGCCGGCUAAUCCAAAGACGUGUGCGACCUCACACUGGGCCUGGCUACAUUCUCACCAGCCCUCACACAAUCAUAUCUCCCAUCAUACGUCGGGACGCACCCGGCCACGUAUGGGGUCUGUCAACACGCCGGCUAAUCCAAAGACGCGUGCGACCUCACACUGGGCCUGGCUACAUUCUCACCAGCCCUCACACAAUCAUAUCUCCCCUCAUACGUCGGGACGCACCCGGCCACGUAUGGGGUCUGUCAACACGCCGGCUAAUCCAAAGACGCGUGCGACCUCACACUGGGCCUGGCUACAUUCUCACCAGCCAUCUUACUGUCACUUGGGCCUGGCUACAUUCUCACCAGCCAUCUUACUGUCACUUGGGCCUGAGCAUAAUCACAAUAUGAGGGGUACGUGGGGUAGUGCGUAUAGCACUGUAAACUAA
Prunus armeniaca (apricot) is the source of this 729-nucleotide messenger RNA. The record is from the annotation of a GenBank genome assembly. Lineage: Eukaryota; Viridiplantae; Streptophyta; Magnoliopsida; Rosales; Rosaceae.